Galleria mellonella (greater wax moth) is the source of this 6155-nucleotide messenger RNA. RefSeq names its product STAM-binding protein-like A. The record is from RefSeq and is a predicted model, not a curated record. The transcript is spliced from 9 exons. NCBI's taxonomy places the organism in Eukaryota, Metazoa, Arthropoda, Insecta, Lepidoptera, Pyralidae. Gene Ontology annotation, biological process: protein K63-linked deubiquitination. The coding region runs from base 221 to 1459 and encodes 412 amino acids. Gene Ontology annotation, molecular function: metal-dependent deubiquitinase activity; K63-linked deubiquitinase activity; protein binding. Gene Ontology annotation, cellular component: membrane; endosome.
AGAAAAUUUUAAUGUGAUCAUUCUGUAAAAUUCCGUUUUCAGUUGUCUGUUUACUUUAUUAUACAAAUAAAUUGGUGAAAAGUAGUAGUAUUAUUACUAUCAUUCUUAGUAUAAAUUCAUAAGGUUAAAGUAAUUUAAUUGCCGCCGUAUUACUAUUAUAUAGGCUCCAUUCGAUUUUUGUGUACUGAAACAAACUUUGUGCAGUUGUCAUUCUAAUAGUAUGUCAGCAGAGAAGAAAAAUAAGCAGACCUUAGAGUUGGCAUCAUUAGAACCUGCUGUAAGGGUAAAACAAUUGGCAAAUUACGGUACCAUGGUAGAAGUGGAUCCAAACGUCCCACCGAGAAGAUAUUUUCGAUCAGGUCUGGAAAUGGUGAGAAUGGCUAAUGUCUAUCUUGAUGAAGGAAGUUUAGAAAAUGCAUACAUUUUAUAUAUGAAGUACAUGACAUUAUUCUUGGAGAAGAUCCGUAAGCACCCAGAGUAUGGUACUGUACCUGCACAAGUAAAGGCUGUUAAUCAAACUAUGUUAAAGGAAGUUGUACCAAAGGCUGAAAAACUUAAACAGAAGCUAUUGGAUCGGUAUGCUGUAGAACAUGCUCAGUAUAUAAAAGAUCAGGAAAAAAGACUCAAAGCUGAAGAGGAGAGGAGAAAGCAGGAACAUGAUGAUGCUAAGUUAGCAGAGCGCCUACAGGCUGAUGAGAACAGACGAGAUGGACACUCCACCACACCACAUUUAUUAAAUGCCGAGGAGUGGGCGGUAAGUCCGUCGGCGCCGGCGAUGGAUGGAGUGCUGUACCCGGACGACUUCGCGGCUGAGCCGCCGCGCGCACCGCCGCACCACUAUCGGCCCGCGCCGCCGCUCAUACCACCUAAAACGCACAACGAGGGCGGGUUCGGUCCGGCGCCGGCGCUACCACCGCUGUCGGCGUCGCGCCGCGUGCGGCCGGUGCUGGUGCCGGCGGCGCUGCUGCAGCGCUUCCUGCGCCUCGCCGCCGCCAACACCGCGCGCAACGUCGAGACCUGCGGCAUACUUGCCGGCAAGCUGGAGCGGGACCAACUGAAGAUCACCCACGUUAUUAUCCCGAAGCAGACCGGCACAGCAGAUUCCUGUAGCACUAACAAUGAAGAAGAGAUCUUCCACUAUCAGGAUCAGCAUAACCUUAUCACUCUUGGGUGGAUACAUACUCACCCAACACAGACGGCUUUCCUUUCUUCAGUGGACCUUCACACCCAGUGUUCAUAUCAACUUAUGAUGCCGGAGGCUAUUGCUAUUGUAUGCGCUCCAAAAUACAAUGAGACUGGCUACUUCGCCCUUACACCCGAGUAUGGUAUGGAGUUUAUAGCAAACUGUAGGCAGUCUGGCUUCCAUCCACAUCCCAACGAUCCGCCGCUGUUUUAUGAUGUCAAACAUAUACGUUUGGAGGACUCAGCGCCUGUAGAAAUGGUAGAUCUCAGGAGGUGAACUCGAAACUAACUAGUUGGUAUAUUUUUCACUGCAAUGCUUACGAUAAAUAGUUACUACUCAUUGGAAUUUUCCUUUAUAUUAUUUUGUAAAUGUGUCCUACGAUAUUUUUUCUUUGCAAAACUUUAAUACUGAAUCGUAUUUACUGUUAGAGAAACAUAUAUUGUUUUUAGUUUUUGUACAAAUGAAUUGUCUUCUUGUAUAAAUCUGUAAUAAGUGGCGUUUAGCGGUCUAGCUUUAUAAAUUAUUAAGUUUAAUUAUAAAUUAUUUUACGUGGCAUUUAAAUAGUGAUUGCGGUAAUGACUAGGAAUCGGUUAAAUCUUGUAUUUAACAUUACAUUUAUCUUAUUUAUUAAUAAAUAUCAAUUUAUAUGAUGUACUUCUCACGUAGACAUUACGUCUAUGUACUGCCGGUCAAUCAGAUAUUCUUAUACAUAUAUACUGGUCUCGAUUUUAAAGCUAUUCCCUAUGUCUAUUUCUAAAAAAAAAAUUACUGUGAUAUUAUGACGAAAUAAUUUUCCUAAGAACAGUAUGAACAAGAUGUAUAACAGAAUUGAGUUAAAAAGAUUUUUAGUAGUAUUAUAUUAUGGACUACCAAGCUAAAAAAAGGAGUGGUCCCGGCAUAGAAUAGCCAUUUCUCGUGGGGAACUUAAUAGUCGAAGGAUGAGCAUUAGUGUCCCUCUUUAAACAAUACUAAAGCCUAACUGCGGUUGCCGACCCGCCUGCCAAGCAUAGCAACUACUGGCAAAACCCUUCCCUUCUGGGAAGGCCUGUGUUCAGCAGUGGACAGUUAACGGCUGAUGUGGUGAUGAUGAUGAAGCUAUUUGACAUAUAAAAUUAAUACAAUAAUGUGAAAUUACAGGGUACAGAGGAAUAACAUCUGAGUCCUCGGGAAACUCGGGAAUGGCAACGCAUGGGGGGUAUCAUGGGCGAAAUAGUAUACUCUAUUAUGUCCAUGGUACUGCUCACGUCUAUAGGCGACGGUUACCACUUUCCAUCAGGUGGACCGUCAGCUUGUUUGCCAUUCUAAGUUGUAUAAAAAAAAAAAGCUAAAACGGUAAAUACUGCUUUAAACUGACAUCAAAGUUAAAUAUAAGUUUACACGUACUUAUUGUGGUUAUGUUUUUGUUAGUUUCCUCUAUUUUGACAUUGUUAUAAGCGUUCUGGUUACAGGUAGACUGGUUGGCCAAUCUAGCCGUCACUGUCUUGUUGUCUGCUUAAAUGUGCUAACAUGUGUAAGGUUGUAAAUAAGUGCGAUGUAGUUUUAAAAGUAUUCACUUUAAAUUUGGUUCUUGUUAGUCGCAUAUCUUUAAACUGUCGAAUUAAAUUUUUAUUUUUAGGGAUAGGUUUAGGGAAUUGCAUAUAAAAAUCGAUCCCAAUAUAUACUUUCCUAUCUUAGGUUUUUUGAAAAUGCAUCAUUACAUUUAUGUACUUGUGAAAGUAAUAUAUAUAUACAUAUAUAUGAAAUAUUAGAGGUAUAAGAAUACACGGGUGAUAUAAUGUAUUACUGUGAGUCAUAGCCGAAGACUGAUGCUUUAGAUAACUGUUGAAUAUUCGAAUUAUUAUUGUACGUAUUGAUUUUGUUAAUGUUUUGUUUGCGUCACGUAAGUUGAGUGUUGUUGAGGUGAACUAAAAAAAAAAAAUUGUUUCAAUCUUAGAUUAUAUACAUAGAGCAUCGAGCCUUAAAAACGGGUCAACUUUUUGCCAGCUAAUUGUCACAUUAGCUGAUACGUUUUUUAUUAUUGUUCUAUAUACUUAAGCACACAAUGUAUCUUGACGUAUUAUUUAAUAAAUUAGUGUUUACGCAUUAAAAAAUACAGAAAUUAAAUGACAAACAUAAAUAUAGAAGUUAUAAAGAAAUCACUCAUAUCUAUUUAUUACGCAAAGUUGUAUGAAAAAGUUGACUAGUUUUUCUCGAAGCAUUUUUAUGGAGAUACUCUAUUUAUUUAAUCUUGAGGUCUCAACAUACUAAUAACACAGUAUAGGGAAUAAUCAGUGCUCCAACACCUUUGGCAUGUACCAAAAGUUUAUAUGACAAUUCAGGACUCAUUACUCUAUUUAGAUAUGUCCAUUAGAUGACUGUUCAGAAAGAGUUGUCUAGACUGUGCUAAUAUUCUAAAGAGGGUAACAUUUGUUUGUAUGUAUGUUGUAAUCUUUUAAUGUACGGUAUGUUGUAAUAUGACAUAGUAGAUCGCUAGACGUGGGACACGAUCGUUCGCGCUGUGUUAAUUGGAUGUGUUAAUUGGGCGAUAUUAUCACGUUCAAGUGUAACAAUGUAUACACAAGUUGUAUGUAUUGUAUUAUGUAUUACUAUUUAUACCAUUUUUUUUUUCCCUUAAAAAAUGCUAUUUCAUAUUAUUUACAAAGUUAUUAUUUACCUAAAUUCUAUUAUUGUUUACUUUUUUUUUAAGCAUGGAACAAAAUUAUCUCUGUUAUAUCAAAUGCCUUAUAAGUAUUUUUUUUUUGAUGUCUCAUUAUCUUAGAGCCAAGCUCUAGUAAAUUAAUUGUUGACACAAAGAAGACUAAUGAACACGCGGAAUAUUAUGAGGGAUAAGAAUGAGGGGGUGGAGUUGAAGUAGAUAAGGGCUCUGGUUGAGUAUCAGUUUGAAGCUGAACUGGGUUUUGAGAGCCACCAGUUUGCUUGAAAUGGCGCAAUUCGGCUUUAAUAUAUAUUGUAUUUACUAACAUUGUGUAUACGGGUUUCAUAAUUUUAAACCUAGUUUAUAUAAUUUUGUUUCAAAAACAUAAAAUGUUUUGUAACAAUGGCUAAUGUAUUGGUAUUGUUAUAUUUAUUGAAAGAGUUGUAAUUUUGGAUGGGAACAAGGAUUCCGCGUAUUUAAGUUCAGUAUGAAUGUCUGUCCGUGUUGUCGAUAUUGAUUUGGUACCUAACGUGCGGCCAGACAACGUUGUAGUGCAGUGGUAAGAUCAUGCGGAAUAUUUUUUUUUCUCAUCCGUUAUAUAUAAUUGUAAUAGAUACCUGUAUACUAUAUUGUUUAAAAAUGUACUGCUAAUACGUGUCUGAAAUGUAACACGAAAACAAAAUGGUUUCAUUGAUGCAAAAAGAAAACAUUGUAUGUUUAUUAAAAACAAAAAAUAACUAAACGAAACUUACAGUAAAAGGUGACGUUAUGUUAUCAAGUUUAGGUAAUGCGGUGUGUGUUCUGUUAGUACAGUAUAUAAAAAAAAAAUAUUGUUAAACAUUUGUCAUGUGGUACCGGUAUAGAACGGGCCACUCUUCCCUUUCCGUGGAUGUCGUAGGAAGUGACUAAUAGAACUUAAAGGUUGAGGGGUGGACAGUAGCGUUGCUCUUAAAAUAUCACCCAAGCCUAACUACUGUUGCCAACUUGCUUCUCAAGCAUGGCAACUACUGGCAAUACCAUCCCUUAUGAGGAAGUCCUAUUUUCAGCAGUAGAUAUUUAAUAGGUGAUAUAAAAUUGUUACAUAUUUAAAUAUUAUUUUUUAAAGCGAUUUUUAUGGACGGUUUAUGUUUUAACACACGAUAUUCACAAAGUAUUUGUGGUACAUUUCUAAACGAACAUGAAGUGAAUGUAAAUUUUUAAUCGUCACACUCAUCGCUUUGCUUUUUGCACGGGUAAUUUGCACACUGAUAAAUAAUACGGGGAACGAUUCAAUGUGCCAUUUGUAUAGUAACUAAUAAUAAUAAUUGCUAAUAAAUCGUUGUAAUAGAGCUGAGGCUUGCUUUGUAAGUAAAAUAUGGUGUAUACACAUUGGCAUAUUUAAGAUUAUUUUUCAGGGUCUUAUAAAAGACGUAUAAUUUUCGUAGUUUAGAGCUCAGCUCGUACCACGAGAGGUGAACUGGACAGUUCUGGGUGGGCAUGGACCACCUAGUACUCCUUAAAAAUGUGCCUAUGUAUAUACGUUUUUUUGCAAAAGUAAAUGUGUGGUCUGAUGACUGUAAUUGGAACCAACGUUGUAUAAGAUGUUUAAAUAGAACUCAUAGGCGAUAUACAGAUGGAAGCUUGGUACUUCCAGCUGUUGAUGUUAGAAGAUACUGUUUUGUACGUUGAUAAAGAAGAUUAGAUAUUAAUUAACUUUGCUAAAGAGAGCUUUUGUAAUUAGAGUGUUUAAACAUGUUUUUAAGCAGAUCAAUCCGGUGGGCUUUCCCCCGCUUGUUUUCAAGUUUGGAAACUAUCUUUUCACCCAACCGACAAUUUAUAUUAACAAUUUCUGUUAUUACGUAACUAUAUAAUAUGAAGACAAAGUUAACAAGCCACAAAGAUUAUGCCUGGAAUAUCUAUUGUUCGAUUGAACAGACUGUCGAUGAAGUGCUAAACCUGAGAGGUUUAGAAUGAAUUAUAUUUGAUUUUAAAUCUGAAUUUAAUUGAUUGAAACUGAAUUGCAUCUCUCUUUGGUCUUAAACUAUUAUUAAAGCAACUUAAGGAUUUGUUGAACUAUUAAUGAAAGGGUUCAUUAAGAGGUGGUUUAAGUUUUCAUAAAAACUGAGAGCAUUUAAACAGGUAAUGUAAAUAUAAUUUUGUUAUGUUGUUUUAUUUGUUUCGUCACGGCAGAAGGAGUUAAGAUAAUAAAAAAAAAAAAAAAGCGGGGGCAGCCUAAAAUUAUAUUUUUGCCUUUUUUUUUUAUAAACAAUGAGUAUAAACAUACUCAUUGUAUAUAAAAAAAAGGCAUGUGUUUUGUAGAUAAAUGUUAUUUGUUGUACUCAUACAAUCUUACCCUAA